GGCCACUGUAUCUCUGACAAAAAGGAGUCAUGCCAACCGGAGGUCAGUCACACUCCUCCCAGGGUCCCUGGUGCCCGGGACAGAGUUGAAGCCACUCUCGUUGAGACCCGUUUGAGUCCUUUAAGGAGACUAUCCUCCAGCAAUGGCCUCCUCCUUGCUCCUGGCUCUUCUGUUCCUGACUCCAGUCACAUUAGUGAACCCCCAAACUGAGGGUGCAUGCCCAGCAUGUUGGGGUGCCACCUUUGACCUGGAGAGCCACAGGGAACUGCUCCUCGAUUUGGCCAAGAAAAGUAUCCUGGACAAGCUGCGUCUCAGCCAGCGCCCCACACUCAGUCGGCCUGUGUCCAGAGAGGCUCUCAAGACUGCGCUACAGCGCCUCCGCGGGCCUCGACGGGAAACCCUGUUGGAGCAUGACCAGAGACAAGAAGAAUAUGAGAUCAUCAGCUUUGCUGACACAGACCUCUCCAGCAUCAACCAGACCCGGCUCGAGUUCCACUUCUCCAGUAGAAUGGCCGGUGGCAUGGAGGUCCAGCAGACCCGCUUCAUGUUCUUCGUGCAGUUCCCCAACAAUGCCACCCAGACCGUGAAUAUAAGAGUUCUUGUGCUAAGACCAUAUGACACCAACCUCACCUUGACAAGCCAGUACAUGGUGCAAGUGGAUGCCAGCGGCUGGCACCAGCUUCUCCUGGGACACGAAGCUCAAGCUGCUUACAGACAGGGACACCUCACUCUGGAACUGGUACCAGAAAGCCAGGUGGCCCACAGUUCCUUGAUCCUGGGUGGGUUUUCCCACAGGCCUUUUGUGGCAGCCCAGGUAAGGGUUGAGGGCAAGCGUCGGGUUCGCCGGCGAGGUAUCGACUGCCAGGGGACGUCCAGGAUGUGCUGUCGACAAGAGUUCUUUGUAGACUUCCGUGAGAUUGGCUGGCAUGACUGGAUCAUCCAGCCUGAAGGUUAUGCCAUGAACUUCUGCACCGGGCAGUGCCCACUACAUGUGGCAGGCAUGCCUGGCAUCUCUGCCUCCUUUCACACUGCAGUGCUGAAUCUGCUCAAAGCCAACGCAGCGGCUGGCACCGCCGGCAGGGGCUCGUGCUGUGUGCCUACAUCUCGGCGCCCUCUGUCUUUGCUCUACUAUGACAGGGACAGCAACAUUGUCAAGACAGAUAUACCUGAUAUGGUGGUCGAGGCCUGCGGGUGUAGUUAGCUUAUGGGUGAUACAGACUGCCUGAGGUCAAAUGGCCUUCCUCAGGAAGGGGUAACUCUGUCCCUGCUUCUGUCCAGAAUGGAAACACCUUCUUUCUAAGCAUGCAGACAUCUCUCCAUGGACUUCAGGGGAUCCACCUCUAAAGAGAGUCACUGGUGACCAACAAAUAGCCUUUCUCCGGGGACAUGGUUGACCCAGUACACCCAUCCUCAGCCUUAAGCUAGAGGCUAAUCCACUGCCAACCACAAGCAAUGUCAUUUUGUUCCCGGAAAACACACCCUUAGCUCUCCCUUAGUCAACUAUGUAAUGUCCUCUGCCUCCCUGACCGUGCUGCCCGAAGGUUCCUAAUCCACAAUGACAUGCCUUAGUGUCUCCUCUUGAGUUUUGUGGCUCUCCGAAGAACCCCUUCCUCAGGUUCGCCGAAGAUUAUAUUGCCGCCUUCCAAAAAAAGGCUCAUCUCUCAAAUAUGGAGACCCAGACAUGCUACUGAAUAGUGUUCUCUGCCCUCCUCUGCCCUCGGGGGGUAACACACCAAGCCUCAUUAGUUGGACAUUCCUCUAGUUUCCAGCUGAAUUUGACCAAAGGGAGACUCAGGUUGGAAACUAAAGCCAAGGAUAACACAGAAAAAUUCCAUCAGGCAUAGUGGUUCACCUGGGCAAGUCCAGCCCUGAACGAGAGAGACUGAGGCCAGCUAGCUCUAGGCUGGCCUGGGUUAUACCAUUAAGACCUUUGUCACAAAGUAAAAGAAGGGAGAAUAAAAGA
This is a messenger RNA of Mus pahari (shrew mouse), 1963 nucleotides long. It is a transcript of the gene Inhbc, whose product is annotated as inhibin subunit beta C. Gene Ontology annotation, biological process: SMAD protein signal transduction; BMP signaling pathway. Gene Ontology annotation, cellular component: extracellular region. NCBI's taxonomy places the organism in Eukaryota, Metazoa, Chordata, Mammalia, Rodentia, Muridae. The record is from RefSeq and is a predicted model, not a curated record. Gene Ontology annotation, molecular function: growth factor activity; hormone activity; cytokine activity. The transcript is spliced from 2 exons. Bases 143 to 1201 code for a protein of 352 amino acids.